This is a messenger RNA of Porites lobata, 1548 nucleotides long. The record is from the annotation of a GenBank genome assembly. NCBI's taxonomy places the organism in Eukaryota, Metazoa, Cnidaria, Anthozoa, Scleractinia, Poritidae.
AUGUACUGUAAUCUAAAAAGCCAUAAUUUCAAAGCAAAUAGCGAGAGCGUGAAUGAAUUGUGGCGUUUUUCGCAACAGGCCGCAUUUGAUUCAUUAGUAUAUGGUAUUUUAAUAAUAAAAUGCCGGCUUUUGGAAAUAUUAAAGGCUUGCAAAUUUGAAAUCAAGGGCUAUAUUAAACAUGUAUAAUUAAAAACGUCAGUGUUAGAAAAUAUUUACGCAUUUCACAUCAGGCCACAAUUUUAGAGGUGUUUUGGUGCCUGAAUGGUUUUUUUUCAUCGGUUUGCGACUGCUGCCGUCACUGCUGCCAACUCAUUCAACUCAUUUUGCGACCUUCGAAUUUCAGAAAACGUGAAUUGGGCCUCAAAACACGCUUCAUUUCUUUGCUAGAACAACUGUUAUAAAAUAAUUUGCUGUGAAAAUCCCACAACAUUUGCUAUGAUUUAAGUGUAAUAGUUUUUUUUAAUUCUGUGUCGAACUGUUGUUAUAAAAUAGGAGAACUGUGCGAAGGAAUAUAGAAAGGUCGCCUUUUUUUCAGCGGGAGUUCAAGGUUUUAACUUUCUUUCUAUUAAAUAAAUUUUUUGGUAAUCAUACGAUAGAUUUUCGUCAUUUUUAAAAUUAUUAAAAUCUCGAACUCUAAUAUAGCAAGAUCGGGGAGCUUUGAGCGUGCAUGAAUAUUGUCGCGUUUCGCAACCGGCCGCAUUAGAUUCAUUUUAUAUCAAUAAUAUUUUAAUAAAAUGCAGGUUUUUGGUAAUAUUAAAGAUUUAGAAUAAAAUCAAGAAUUAUAACAUGUAUAAUUAAAAACGUCCGUGUUAGAAAACAUUUGCGUAUUUCACAUAAGGCCACAAAUUUAGUGUUCUUUUGCUAGAUGAAUGUUUUUUUUUUUAUCAUUGGUUUGCUACGGCUGCCAACUCAUUCUAGAUUUUUGCGAGCUUCGAAUACUUUGAAAGCGUUCAGAAAACGUGAAUUGGGCCUCAAAACAUGCUUCAUUUCUCAGCUAGAACUACUAUUAUUGAAAAAUUUGCUUUGAAAAUCCCACAGCAUUUGCUACCAGUUACUUAGUCAACGCAAACAACUCAUUGUUAUAUUCCCGGAUCUCCGAGAUUUCCUUCGCAUCCUGACAGGCAAGGCUAAAAAUCUCCCGGACAGCAGCAUUUACCAUGCCAAAUAUGAAAAAAACAGUCUUUUGUAUUUGUUUUAAAAACAUAUUUGUUCGCUAUCAUGUACAUACAUUUCUAAAAGCACUUUUCUUUGUUUGUAGAAAAUGAAAUUGAUGGGGACGCGUUCCGCCUACUAGACAGGGAGUCUUUGAAGGCAAUGAUCACAAAACAGGGCUUGUUGCUAAAAUUUGAGCAGAAAUUUAAGGAACUAUCCAACAGUUUGGACACUGCAGUAACGAAUGACAGCACAGAACAUGUUGUUGUCAUUGAUGAUGUUAAAGAUUAUCCUGUUCCCGGUUUAUCAAGCAAACCUUCCCAGAAACCAUUAAGCGAUGAAAUUGUCAAGGAGCAGUCUAAAAUAUAUGGCAGAUUUAAACAAAUGCAAAGUUGA